Messenger RNA from Ectocarpus siliculosus, 327 nucleotides. NCBI's taxonomy places the organism in Eukaryota, Phaeophyceae, Ectocarpales, Ectocarpaceae. The record is from the annotation of a GenBank genome assembly.
AUGGCGCAGGAGACGCUCAUCCUUACGGAGGAGAACGUCGUCGCCGUGCUGGCCGAAGCGAAACGAGAGCUCAGCACGCUGUUUGGCAACAACGCAGAGAACACGGCAGUUGGGAUUACGGGCGACUGCGAGUUCGUGUGCCUGGAUGGGCCCAGCGUGGUAGUCCGUCUAACCGGAAGAUUCUGGCACGAAAAGACCACGGUGCUUGCCCGUGUGGGCAACUUUGUGCAAACGCGCAUCCCCGAAUGCGUGGACGUCGAGAUCGAAGACCCUUCGCAGCUGGAGGACGCGGAUCCUCCUCAAGGGCCAGGGCAGGCCGAAAUGUAG